This is a messenger RNA of Corticium candelabrum, 1005 nucleotides long. RefSeq lists its product as uncharacterized. Lineage: Eukaryota; Metazoa; Porifera; Homoscleromorpha; Homosclerophorida; Plakinidae. Bases 1 to 621 code for a protein of 206 amino acids. The record is from RefSeq and is a predicted model, not a curated record. The transcript has 2 exons.
AUGAGGGAUGUUGUUUAUUUGUUCAUCAGUUGGUUAUCGCUUAGUGGUGGCACAAGUUCUAUGGUUCAUAGCAGAGCAGUCUCCUCUGAUUCUACUGGAACUCUUAACAACAAGUGGAACCUCGUCAAAGACAGACAUCGGCAGGCAGAAAAAAACUUUAUCGGUGCCGAGGUAAAACCACAGUUGAAUCAGAGCUCGAGUGAUCCCAACACGGACGGCAUCGCACACGAUUCCGGAUUAUCGAGCGGAAGGCCUGUCAAGUUACAAUCGUCCGCCUCGAAUAGACAAUCAGUGUUCUCGUUCAAACCGAUCUGCUCUCCCGAGUUCUACGUCGUCACGUUAUCCCACGGUACCUGUACUCGUAAAGUAGUCACCAAGAUGUGUUACGGUCACUGUACGAGCUACACGGUGCCAGCAAAACGCGGCCGGACGGGAUUUCAAUCGGACAAGGAGGCUCUGCAUGGCCUCACUAACGUGUGCAACUGCUGUGCAUCACUGCCCAAUAGUAGAACAAGCAGACGAUACGACGUGAUCUGCUUCAUUGCCGGACGGAAAUCCAAGAAGUCGUUUCACGUUCCGCACGUAAACAGGUGCAACUGCAGACCUUGCUAUGUACCUUGAGCUCAUCCGAGAAGAUAGGCAAAUGACUGAUCGAUGAUUGUGCUGUGUAUCGUCAUACAUAGACACUACAGCUUGAUUGUCUAAAUAAACAAGUUGGAAGACGAAAGCCGCGGUAGUUGAAAAAGUAUGGUUUAUAAUAAAUUGUAACUCUCAGGCUGAAAAACGGUCCUAGAUAAGCUUAUGGACGUCGAUUUCACGUUUACGUAUUUUGCAAACUGGUCUGCAGCAGUACAGGUCUAGAUUAAUGUCUAGAGAGUGGUUAGAAUACAUGAAGCUAUAAUGUCUAUGUUACUAUCGGUAUUAUACAUUACUACACGUCCAACAUAUCAAACUACGUCUUCACACAUGCAAGAAGGUUUCAGAGGAAAUCUCUCACCGUUGGCU